AUGGCUGUCAGGCAACUCCUGACAACUCUCUUGGGCCUCGCCUCCGUAGUGAGCGCAACCGCCUUACCCAAGCCAUCAUGCUCUCCUCAAGAUCUUCUUAGCGAAGCCCUCGAUGCACUUGGAGGCGAGGAUAAGAUUGGAGAAAUCAAGGGGUUGACCUACCACUCUCCACGAAUCUUCCGCUCCCGCAGCCUUAUGCAGAGCUACGAGCUCACGAGAGCCGACACCUACGUCGCAACGUCCGGUUCACAGAAUAUCUCGUUUAGAGUGGACCAGGGGUUCCUGGAGCAGCGGAUCGACCGCCGUCUUGUUCCCUCGAACCAUUGGUAUUGGGGAUCACAGGAGCUCAAACCUCUUGAAUUCUCCUUGGUUGUGAAUGAGGGCAAGGAUGGGUUUGCUUGCUAUGUCAAGGGCAACAACCAGAUUUACCUCCCUCAGGAGCUGGCCCCUGGUUACACUGAUUGUAUGGCUCUUCUGCCUUUCCAUGAUCCCAGCCGCGAGAUCACCGUCAUCCUCGACCCCAAGUCCAAGGUCCCCUACAUCAUCCGUACAGUCGAGCAGCACCCCAUCUACGGCGAGUCAACCAAGGAUCUCUACCUCUCCGACUACAAGAAGGUCAGGGGCAUUCAGUUCCCUCACCUCGUGCAGACCAUCUACAACUCGACCACCCUAAACCUCAACCAGGUGCUCGAAGACUUUGUCAUUGAAGAGGUCACCCUCAACCCCAAAUUUCCCAAGGGCUUCUUUGACGGCCUCGACGAGGAGAAGAGCUUUGCCCCCAAGGCUGGACCGAAGAAGAUUCCCGGUGUUCUGGAUGGAGUUGUUACCGAGUUCAACACCAACAUGCUCGGAACCGCCUUCAAGAAUGCUAGUAUCGAGAACCUCAAGGUUGAGACUCCGCUGAAGGGUCUUCCUUAUGUUCACUGGGUCAUUGUUGACGAUGGUGACGAGAUGGGUGUCAAGCAACUGGUCAUUGAGUUUGAGAACGAGGUCAUUGUGUGUGAUGCACCCCCUCAAUGGAGCCAGGCCGUUAUGCAGUGGGUGGCUGGGAACCUGAAGAAGCCCAUUACUCACGUCGCGCCUACCCAUCACCACGGUGAUCACGCCGGAGGAACCGCCAAUUACGUCGCUGCUGGCGCCAAGCUCAUCGUGCCCGAGAUGGUCGUCGACUACUGGUCCAGCAUCCCCGGUGCUACCUUCGUUACAUUCAACCAAACUCACCCCUAUGUCCACAGUGACAGCAAGAUCCAGGCAUGGUUCAACUGGGAGGAGCAGGCCGUCCAUGCUGCCGAUUGGUCAUAUGUCACCAUCACCGAGAGAUGUCCCACCGCCAACUCUACCAUGGUCGCCUUUGAGGCCGAUGCUUGGGAGGCGGGAUUGGAUGCCGAGAUUUCCAACCAGGGUCUGAUGCGACAGUGGCUGAACCAGAUCCUCGUUGAUGGCCUGAGCCGCGAUGCUAUCGUCUUUCCCGCUCACGGCAAGGUCUCUCCCCUGUCCGAGCUGAUCAACAUCACUGCCUUCCCUUACCCCGACUUUGACGUCACGCACUGGAAGCAGGGAGCGGCUCUAUGCUGA
Molecule: messenger RNA, 1575 nt
Organism: Fusarium vanettenii 77-13-4
Lineage: Eukaryota; Fungi; Ascomycota; Sordariomycetes; Hypocreales; Nectriaceae
Exons: 7
Coding region: 1-1575 (524 amino acids)
Source: RefSeq, a predicted model, not a curated record